Messenger RNA from Pundamilia nyererei, 412 nucleotides. RefSeq names its product V-set domain-containing T-cell activation inhibitor 1-like. The transcript is spliced from 2 exons. Gene Ontology annotation, biological process: cellular response to lipopolysaccharide; T cell costimulation; positive regulation of T cell proliferation. NCBI's taxonomy places the organism in Eukaryota, Metazoa, Chordata, Actinopteri, Cichliformes, Cichlidae. Gene Ontology annotation, cellular component: external side of plasma membrane. The record is from RefSeq and is a predicted model, not a curated record. The annotation marks the transcript as partial.
UUGUUAUCAGGACUUUAACUGGUGAUGAAGAUGUUGCUGCCACUCCUGCUCCUCGUACUCGUUUCCCAGCAUGCCCUGGCUCCGGUGGUGGAGGUGUAUGAGGGGGAAAAAUCUAUCCUGUUGCCUUGCAAGUACUCAGGUUUUAUACCUGAGGAAAAUCCCACAGUGCUGUGGACUCGCAAUGAUCUCAACCCCAAAUCUGUCCACCUACGACGAGAGGAAACAGAUGAUCUGAAAGGGCAAAACCAGCAUUACAGAGGGCGCACAUCAAUGAGGCCUGAUGCUCUGGACAGUUCAGACUUCAGCCUCACUCUGAGAAAACCCCAAAUGACUGAUAGUGGCAACUACACCUGCUCCAUCGGAAAUGAAAGACAGGAACGGAAACUGACAGACAUACAGCUGCAUGUCAAAG